GUGUGUGCAUUGAUGUGCACAGGUGAGUUCCUGUCAGCCGCCAUGGGUCUGGUUUACUCUGAGCCGGCCUGUCAGUCAGCGUACAGCGGAGACGUUCAUCAGCUCUAUCGCAUCCUGAAAGAUGAUCCAAACAACCUGAAUGUCCAGGAGGGACACACAGGGGACACGCCCCUCAUCGCUGCCUGUCGCCGCGGCAACCUGAGGAUGGUCCGAUACCUUUUGGACAACAAGGCCGACGUCCACCUGACCAAUAAGAAACAGAGGACGUGUCUCCACUACUUGUCCAAGAGGACAUUUUCUCUGCUCGACUAUCUGAUGAUCUCCAUCCUGAUGCCCAUCCUGCUGCUCGGAUACUUUCUCAUGUUACAAAAGCAGAGGCAGAAUGUGAGUCUGAUGGAGGUCGUUCUGAGGAGUAAGGUCAAUGUCAACGCAGCUGAUUAUAAAGGAAACACGGCGCUUCACUUGGUCUGCCAGAGGAAGAGUCAUCGCCUGGUUCCUCUGCUGCUGCUCAGAGACGCCGACGCCAGCAUCAGAAACAAGGACGGAGAGACGCCGCUGGACAUCGCCACCAGACUGAAGUUCACCAAGAUCGUCAACAUGUUGAAGAUGCAGUGAUGGACGGACGAGAGGAGAGAGAGCGAGGCCCAACGAGAGAGUUUCUCAAGUAAAUUGCAUUAAAAUUGUUUUAUUAAAACUGAUUCAGAUUAAAUGGUUUUAUGUUAAAAAAUCUAAACGUUAACUUGUGAAAUCAGACUCAAGUUACAACUUCACAGUACAGAGUCAUAUGCAACAUGUCCCGUCAAAAUAAAAGCAUUUUAUAUUAAA
Limanda limanda (common dab) is the source of this 825-nucleotide messenger RNA. RefSeq names its product ankyrin repeat domain 22 (gene ankrd22). The coding region runs from base 13 to 615 and encodes 200 amino acids. Gene Ontology annotation, molecular function: protein binding. The record is from RefSeq and is a predicted model, not a curated record. The transcript is spliced from 6 exons. NCBI's taxonomy places the organism in Eukaryota, Metazoa, Chordata, Actinopteri, Pleuronectiformes, Pleuronectidae.